AAAGGCUGACUCCCAGCUGGAAAACCUUGGAGACUGGAGAGCUGAACACUCCCAGUAUUGCUUAACAAAAAGAGAAGUGGAUUUUUGUAUUUGAUCUUCAUUUUAUGUAUACUGCUUAACAUUUUGGGAUACUAUUGAUUUUAAUUUGCUUGAUUUGCAAACAAACCGAAGCUCCACCAGCUCUGACUCAGCUCAAGGGAGUGAAGGAGGAUCAGUUUUGCAACCUAGAUGCCAAGCAGAAGCUGGAGUGAAGGCUACAGAAGAUGAACCACCUUAUUCUACUUUUUUCAUUGUUUUUGGCUCCUGUAUUUGCUGACAAAGAAAGACAGGAAACAAAACACAACUUUUCUUCAAACAAUGCCAGCCACAAACGUCUGAAGAGAGACUGGAUAUGGAACCAAAUGCAUAUCAAAGAAGAGAUUGAUACGCCAAUACCGCACCACGUUGGCAAGAUCACAUCAAGCGUAAGGAAUGAGAAUGCUAAGUAUAUUAUUGAAGGUGAAUACGCCAACACCAUUUUUAAAGUGCAAGAAAACAGUGGUGAUGUGUACGCGUUUGAGAGACUAGACAGGGAAAAGAAAGCAGAGUAUGAGCUGACAGCUCUCAUUAUUGACAAAAGAAACAAUCGGUCACUGGAACCUCCAUCUAAAUUCAUUAUCAAGGUUUACGAUAUUAAUGACAACGUCCCUGUGUUUGUACAAAAAGUAUUCAACGGAUCUGUUCCAGAAAUGUCACCAGUCGGAACUUCGGUCACCAAAGUGACAGCUGUAGAUGCUGAUGACCCAACAGUCACAGGUCAUGCCACAGUUACCUACCAAGUCAUUAAUGGACACGAAUACUUCACAGUUGAUGACUCUGGUGUGAUUUCUACAACAAGAGCUGAUUUAGACAGAGAGAAUCAAUCAACAUAUGAAAUUAUUGUUAAAGCAAAAGAUGCUCUAGGAUCUUCUGGGGACUCAAGCACAGCUACAGUCAUUAUCACUUUAACUGACAUCAAUGACAACUUCCCAGUAUUCAAACACCCAUCAUUUCACUUCAAAGUUCCUGAAAACAUUUCAGUAGGAGGAGAAGUGGGCAGAGUCAAAGUAGAAGAUGUCGAUGAGCCGCAACAUAGAAAUACAAAAUACAGUUUUGUCAGAGGAGAUUACAGGGACACCUUUGAAAUUAUAGCAAAUCCAUUCACAAAUGAAGGAAUCAUUAGGCCAAAGAAGCCCUUGGACUUUGAAAAAGUAGCAGAAUACAGAUUUGACAUUGAAGCAACAGAUCCCACAGUUGAUCUUCGCUACUUUAAAUCUGGUGGCUCUAGGAGCAUUUCAUCAGUCACCAUUGAAGUCACUGAUGUUGAUGAGCCUCCUGUCUUCCUUAAACUACCAUAUGAAUUCAAAGUAAAGGAAAAUGAUGCAGAAGUAAGAACACUUGGUUCAGUUUGGGCACAAGACCCUGAUGCAGCUAAACGGAAAAUCAGAUUCAUUCGACGAAGGACUAGUCCUAGUGGAGACUAUAUUAGGGUGUCCGAUACUGGAAUUAUUCAGCUUCCCAAGCCCCUGGACAGAGAAUUUAGUUCCUCAUACAACAUCACUGUGGCAGCUCAGGAAAUCCUUGAAGAUGGUCGUCUUUCUGACAGAGAAUCACAUGCCCAUGUUCACGUAAUAGUUGCUGACGAAAAUGAUAAUGCUCCAGAACUUGUUUAUCUUGAGGAACCCAGAGUGUGUGAAAAUGCUGCACCAGGAAAGGUAAUCAUCAGGAUUUCAGCUACUGACAAGGAUGAAAUAUCACCUAGAGGAUUUUUCAAAUACUCCUUGGCCACAGAAGAUAGCAACUUCUCCUUGGUUGAGAACUAUGAUAACACAGCUAAUAUCACUGUCAAAUAUGGACAGUUUAACCGUGAACUUGCCAAAAUCCACUACCUGCCUGUCAUCAUCUCAGACAACGGUGAUCCUGAGCUCAGCAGCACAAAUACACUUGUCAUCAGCGUCUGCAAGUGUAAUGAAAAAGGCAACUUCACUUUUUGUGAGGAAAGAGCUAAACAAGUUGGAGUUAGUAUCCAAGCACUGGUGGCAAUUUUUAUCUGUAUCUUUACAAUCAUUGUAAUCGCAUUGCUAAUUCUUCUAAGAAAGAGACACAAGAAGGAUUUGAGCGGUCUUGGGAGGAAUGUGGCAGAGAUUCAUGAGCAGCUUGUCACUUACGAUGAAGAAGGCGGUGGUGAAAUGGAUACCACUAGUUAUGAUGUAUCUGUACUCAACUCUGUCCGCAAGAACGGUAUAAAGCCAGAAGCAGUUCCCUCUCCAUAUGCGCAAGUCCAAAAGCCUCCUGGAAAUACAACUUCUGGUGCUGGAGAAAUGGAAAUGAUGAUUGAGGUUAAGAAGGACGAAGCUGACAAUGACAGGGAUUUGCUGCCAUAUGACACACUUCACAUUUAUGGCUACGAAGGUGCCGAGUCCAUUGCAGAAUCUCUCAGUUCUUUGGCAUCAGGGUCCUCAGACUCAGAUAUCGAUUAUGACUUUCUAAAUGACUGGGGACCCAGGUUUAAAAUGUUAGCUGAGUUGUAUGGAUCAGAACCAAAUGAAGAUUUUGUGUAUUAAGUUCAAAUUAGCCAUGAUUUUUCUCCCUCUCACCCCAGUUAGACAUUAAGAGCCUGUCAAUGGCCAAAGAAGAACUCAGAGCUCUUCACUUAAGCCAUACUAGGACUUCAAACAGAUGUGAAAAAACACCCGACAACAGUAGGGUUAAAAAGAAACACAACAGAUAUUGUAUAUUGACCUCCCCCAGCACUGCUAUCCUUGCUAACAUUCAUCUCUUUCCCCAAAAUUGAGCACAAGGACCUGCUUGAGUCUUCUAGGACGCAACUCCUCUCCCUAUCCAGACAGAUGCUGCUUAAAAAGAGGGUUUGGUCCCAUUUUCUCCUUCAUUCCUCUCCUUCUGUACUGUUUUCAUCCACACACAUUUGAGGUCAGCCACUGGAACAGAGAUGUUCAGUGGCAUUGGGAAGGAAUGUUUUGAAUAACCUUCUGUAUCUCCAGCCAGCUGGUUUCCCUGGCCCUCUUGUAACAUCUUUAUUGAUAUUCCACACUUAUGCUUACCCAGUAGAGGAGAGGAGGAACAUAUGGUCUAUCACUUAAUAUUAGAAAUUAUUCCAUUACUUUCAAAAACAGGCAUGAUUUUUCCUUCUUUCCAAUCUAGUAAUUAUUCUUGCUUUAUAGUCCUCUACUACAUACAUGAGUUACUAAAGAUAAAAUUAGGCAGGAUUUUAGAUGCACAAUCUGUUUUCAUCUGUCAUUUUUUAACGGCCUGAUGAUGAUUUCAGGCACCUUUCUGGCUUGCUAGAAUUUGUUCUAGCUAGCAGCAAAAUUGUUUUUUUCUAUUUCUUCCUGUAAAUAGGAUCUCAGUGUCACGCAACAGAACAUAUCCUGCAGGGCAGGAAACAUGGAGAUGGGGGGAAUGUUAAGACUCCAAUACUGUAAAUCUCUCUCAAAGGCAACAUAGAUCUCUCUAGAUUUCUAAUGAGGUUGAAUAGAUUUUUUAUUCAACAUUAUUAAAGCAAUUGUAUUUUUUCAGGGAGAAACAAGUGAAGGGCCUCAUUACUGUGAAACUGUUUUGAUUUUUUCUAAGCAGGUACUGUAAAAUGGGUAUUUUCCACCUAUGAAAAUAUUGUAGACUUGUAAACCAGAAUGCUACACACCCACACAUUUGUCUGCAUAAAAGAACCACAAAGUCAGGUUUUGGAGCUGCAUCUCUGUCCCUGGUAAGCGUGUGUUUAAUUUCUCACCUGAUGAAGAGCCACAGAAUGAACAGAAUGAAACUUUCCACGCAGAAAGUUACCCAGUCAAAUACAUCUUGUAAAAAGCGGGUCUCUUAGGACAAUGGCCUCUGGCUUCUGGAAAUGCAGAUUCCUGUUGCUUUCAACAGGAGCAGAGUCCUACCACACAGAUACUCAGUUCUGCAGAAUCUGUGCUGGAGCUGUAUGUAUUAGUUUAGUUGAUUUGAUUAUUUAAAUUUGGUAGCUAACCAAAUAAUACUAAAUUUUUAUAUUUUUUUUUCUAAAAUCAGUAGAAUGGAACCUCACAAAUUUGCUUUUCACAUAUUCACGUCAUCUCAAAUUUACACUCUCUUCCCUCAAAAUGCUUUCUUGGUGGGAAAUAGUCAAGCACUAUAAUAUGGUCUCACAUUAGUCCUCACUGCUAUAAAAAGUUGCCCAAUAACACAAUCAUUCAAAUUUUCAAAGAUGAACUAAAGGAACACUAAGUAGAAUUCUGUCCAUCAGUCAAAUCAGCUUUGGACCACAUCCUUUAUAAAAGAAGUACACUUUGGGAUGACAGUCUUUGUUUGAUUUUUAAUGUGUUCAUUUUCUUCUGUUCUGCUUAAUCCAGUGUAUGCUAAUGAGGUUCCACAUGUUAGUAUAUUAUAAGGAAUGCUAACUAAUAAUACUUACAGUUUAAGGUUUUCAUCAGUAAUUAAGGUAUUGGCUAUCAACAGGUAAAGUUAAUUAUGAAAUUAUUUAGUGCAGUAAGUACUUUGGUAAGCAUCAUCCAGAUAGUAUUACCUGUAAUUGCUAUUUUUAAGCUUGUUUUAUAAAGCUAUUUUAGGGAACACUGUAUCAAGUUCCACUGUAUAAAGAUGUUUGCACUGGAUAGUUUCUUUUUAUAUUCCUGUACUGUAUUUUUUUUUUUACUACAUAAAAACCAAUCUCAAGUUUGGAUUUUCUGUGCAUCAACGAGUUUCUCACAGAAGACAAUACCAGGCUUUGUAUCACAGUGAACUCAAUCCUAAAAAACACUGGUAUCUACACUCUAAUCAAACUCAAACUAGACACAAAUUCACAAAAGGACUUUCUUUACAAGAUGGUUUCUCCUUCUCUCUGGAAAGACGUCAGUAAAACUCCUGGGAUAAGGCAGAGAAAAGCCCCAACAGUGCAGUCUGGUUUCAGCAGCUGGUAAGGCUGAACCCUCUGACUUUGGAGGCUUCGUGUGUGCCAGUGCUACAGUAUGCAUUCAAUUUCCGAACAGAUGUUUGGUGUUUUAGCAGCCAGGCAUCAGGGUGAUUUUGAACCACUAUGCUUACUGAAAUCCUGCCCUUUUUCCUACUGGAAAAAUACUCCUCUCAAAUGGUGAAGGACACACUGCCAAAGGGGAAGAACAAACAUCCCAGGUCAGUGCAUCCCACCCAUCUGCAGGGAACUAGGCAUAUGCCCAGUAUCUGAGAGGUCUAUCAGUGCUGCCUCACUGGGAAAAAAGGCUAAUACCCCCAGCACCAUCACCCAGCCCCAGGUCUGCUGUCUUCCUUUUCUCUGGUCUGCUGCUACAGACAUAUGCAAGCAGGAUUACUCUGCAGUACCAAAACACAAAAAAAAUCCUUUCUCAUCGGCCAGAUAAGGUAUGACAGAACACACUUGUGACAGAAAAAAAGGGGAAAAAAGACUCCUAAAUUGCAGCUUUAGAUAGUCCAGUCUCUUGCCAUUUCUUUUUGUGACUAAUAAAAACUACUCCAAUACAUUCCCAAGAUUAUUCUAACACUUAAAAAAAAUAAAAAUCACACUAGUUUUCCCCAGAUAUGGCACUUAUAAUUUACAAAGCCUGGAAUAAAGCAAAAAAGUUCAAUUCCUUCAGUGCUAAUUGCCACGAGCAAACUCCAGAUCAAGCACACUUUAGCACAACUUGUAUUAAAAACACAAUAGAAGUGCUAAUUAUGUUAUAAUGAAAUGCAUUUUUCCAUAGAAAGCAUUUGAUUAAACAGCUACUUGCAACUUGUAGCUGCAGAGAUUCUCAUAAAGGUUUUUAU
Molecule: messenger RNA, 5775 nt
Organism: Colius striatus (speckled mousebird)
Lineage: Eukaryota; Metazoa; Chordata; Aves; Coliiformes; Coliidae
Gene: CDH5
Product: cadherin 5
Exons: 13
Coding region: 264-2582 (772 amino acids)
Biological process (GO): homophilic cell-cell adhesion; cell morphogenesis; multicellular organism development
Cellular component (GO): catenin complex; plasma membrane; bicellular tight junction
Molecular function (GO): cadherin binding; calcium ion binding
Source: RefSeq, a predicted model, not a curated record